This is a messenger RNA of Ochlerotatus camptorhynchus, 2539 nucleotides long. RefSeq names its product protocadherin alpha-11-like. NCBI's taxonomy places the organism in Eukaryota, Metazoa, Arthropoda, Insecta, Diptera, Culicidae. Gene Ontology annotation, molecular function: cadherin binding; calcium ion binding. The transcript has 4 exons. Gene Ontology annotation, cellular component: plasma membrane; catenin complex. Gene Ontology annotation, biological process: homophilic cell-cell adhesion. The record is from RefSeq and is a predicted model, not a curated record. Bases 17 to 2491 code for a protein of 824 amino acids.
CCAACACCGAAAAACGAUGAUCCCCAUUAGAGGUUGGACUCUGGUAGCAGGGAUGAUUGGCUUAGUGUUAUCGCAAGAUUGCCAAUCGGACACGUACAACUUCACCCGCCACUAUAAUAUAUCGCAACAGUUGGAUCUCACGACCCAACCAAACCAAGUAAUCGCCAGUUUCGUCGUAUCGAAAACCCUAUCGGCGAGCACGACCAACGAAUACCUGCAGGUCAAAGUAGAAGAUAAUCUGCUCAGCUUCACCACCGCUGCCAAGUUUGUAGAAUACGAGAAACUGGAAGUGACGACCCGGCUAAACCUGUUGAUUACGUUCACUUGUCAGACGGGAUCUUUGGUUGGUAGCUACUACCAGGAUCUGCUGGAAGCGAACAAUCAUGCUCCGGAGUUUUCCCGAAGUGAGUACGAAACGACGGUACCGCUACCCUUGCCGAAGAACUUCGAUUUGAGUCCUUUUAUUGAUGAUGGGAAAGGGGUGGUUGCAGUAGAUCACGACUUGGUGAAUAAUACGGUGGACUUUGCGGUAGGUGAUAAUCAGUACGUCAAAGUGGAAUCGGUAAAAGUCAGUCCGAAAGUUUUCCGAGGGGUGUUGAAGUUGAAAGAGCAGGUAUUGAAGCUACCGGAGGUGAUUGAGUUGGACAUUGUGGCCACGGAUCAGGGGGUUCCGGCGAAAAGUGUUAGUGCGAAGGUGAUUAUCAAGCCGGAUUUGACGAUCGAGUAUAACGAUCCACCGGCGUUCAAGAGGACUUUUGUUCAGGAGGACUUCGAUUCGGAAGCGGGGAAUGCCGUAGUGGUUGAGUUGAUUCCUGGAACGGUGCACGAAGCAGUGGAAUAUACUUUGGUGGGCGAGGAUGCGUCGUACUUUAAGUUGAGUGCUGCAGAAGAUAAGAGCAAAGCAACAGUGGUUCUGAACAAAGAACCGAAGCCGCCCAAGGGAAAGUAUUUCUUGAGUGUAGUGGUGGAGGCGAAGAGGUCUGCAUUGCAGACUUCUGAGUGUGUGAUUCUGAUUGAUUUGAAGGAAUCAGCGCCACCGGAGGGGGGUGUGAACGGUACUGUAGUGGAGAAAACGUUGAGUAUUCUUCAUUUGGAAGAAGAACGGAUACAUACACAGGUGUUUCCUAGCAAGGUUGAUGAUUGCUGGUAUGGAAUUGUUUAUCAAAUUCCGAAUCGAACCGAGAGUAUUUUCCACGUUGACGAAUUGACCAAUUGGAUUGUAUCUUCGGAAUUUGACAGGGAAGAUGUAGAUUUGUUCAAAGAUGUAGACCUUCCACAGUUUCAGCUGGUUCUACAACUGAAUUGUCCGCCGUCUGAAGGUGAUGCAGUUUCACCUCCAGUGUUCGUCGACGAGAUUCCAUACUCAGUAGAUACUACCUACAUCAGCGUCUUUGUAGACGACAUCAACGAUAACGCUCCGGUUUUCACAUUCCCGAAGCAAGACGACGUAUUUGCCUUUCCUGUUGCACGUAUUUCGGAGCGAUUGUUACCUUCCAGACUGUUGCAGGUGACUGCCAACGACCUGGAUGCUGGUUUGAACUCCGUCAUCCGGUUCAGUGUAACUCAAAAUGACCACUUCAGCAUCGAUCCCAAGACAGGCGUUGUCUAUCCGAUGAAGAAUGCUCUAGAUGGUGAAGAAGUUAUCCAGCUGGAAAUAUUGGCUACCGACCGAGACGGUGCCGCCGAUGGUAAUGUUGCCAAGUUGAAGAUUCAGGUCGUUCCAGCUGUGUCUUAUCAACUGUCAGUGCUGCAGGUGGAAGGAGUGGACGAGCAUCAAUUGGUUGAAUACAUCGAUAAGCUGCAAACGCAAAGUGGGUUCGUUAUUCGAACCGUUACUGGAGGUUAUACAUCGUUGGUGGACGCGAGAACAAGGGAAACCGAUUCCAAUACAGUUCAGAGGCUGAUUGUUGUUGCUUUUGACCGGAAAAAAGAACUAGUAUCAUCUGAAGAUCUUGCGAGAAGUCUUGAGCCACUCAACGGCGUGACCGUUUCCAAUUUGGAAAUACUGGGAUGUUUCAAUCAACAGCCUGAGGACGACGACGAUGGUUGCACCGUUUAUCCGUACAUUGUGGUCAUGUCCGUAUUUAUCGUAAUGUUCGUAGCAACCAGUGCCCUGUCGGCUUAUUUCUGGUUCAAGUGGCGCCUUCUGGUAAGUCCCGGCCAACUUUCCGAUCCGAGUAACCAAUCGGAUAAUGUCCUCGUGGAAAAUCCCUACACGAACGCUGGAUCUACCCCACCGGUAAAGAGGAAGGACAUCGAUGGAGCUACCGUCGAUUAUUCCUCGGACAGUGUAUCCCGAAGCAAUCGUCUAGCUCCGAAGCUUUCGGGAAUGCUCAUCAUUAACGAAGACGAAGGUGAAGGAACGACAGCAGUUCUCACUACUGAACCCCAAGCAGAAUCCCCUGACGGAAAUCGGCAGCGAAAAAAAUCGAUUCGAUUCAGCGAGGAUGUCGAACGGAUUGAAGUUUUCGAACAUUACCUUAGUUCGUAAAAAUAGCUUUUAUUAUAAAUACCAGGUUUCGUAAUGCAAUAAAUCUAC